Molecule: messenger RNA, 2427 nt
Organism: Tripterygium wilfordii
Lineage: Eukaryota; Viridiplantae; Streptophyta; Magnoliopsida; Celastrales; Celastraceae
Product: O-fucosyltransferase 36
Exons: 3
Coding region: 368-2113 (581 amino acids)
Biological process (GO): protein O-linked glycosylation via fucose
Molecular function (GO): peptide-O-fucosyltransferase activity
Source: RefSeq, a predicted model, not a curated record
GUCCACUCAGUAUCUGUAGAGCAUACUGGGUUGUGUGACAUGGAUCUGGAUUACAACCAGGAUCAUGAAUUGGUGGAAUGGUGGGCCGGUGGCGGGUCAUUAUCGUCCAGCGCCGAUCUGUCUUAUAUAUUCCUAAUGAGUAAUGGCUAAUUCCUCCCAUCCGUUAAUGGGUCCUCCAAGCUACCCACCUCUCUCCUCUUCAUUACUUCAUCUCCACAUCUUAUCAUUCGCUAGCUUUGCUUCAUUUAGACGAAUAGAGAGUGAUAGAGACUUAACACUGCGAGCUAUGAAGACAACGGUACUGAACUGAACAUUCCGGUUUUAUUGAAUCCGAGUUACAGUUCAUUCUCUCAAUCGUUCAAGCGGAAUGAUGGAAAGAGAUUUCUCUUCAGACGAUGACGACGAUCGCCAUAACCUAAUUGACCAGAACGAAAGGAAUAACCAUCGUGUCCCCAUAAUCGACACAACCACUGCAUCUACUACCUCUCCACGAUCCACAUUCCACGUUGACGAUGAGGAUUUAGAGUCUCGUCGUGUUGCCGGCAAUGGCCGUAUCAAAUUCAAUAAUUUGUUCAACUUCAACUUCCAUAAGAGGUAUCUAUUUGCCAUAUUUCUUCCUCUCUUCAUUGUCCUCGUCUAUUUUUCUGCCAACAUUCGCGACCUCUUCUCUGUAAAUCAUUCGUCUAUGAAGCUCGAUUCGCUCUCUCUCCAUAUGCGAGAAGCCGAAUUGCAGGCCUUGUAUUUACUCAGACAGCAGCAAUUGGAGCUUUUAACUCUCUACAACCGGACAUUUAUUAAUUCUUCUAUUUCUAAUGUGAAUAACUCCGGUCUUUCUAGUUCUUCUUUAUUUGAAGAUGUUCAAUCUGUUUUGCUUAAGCAGCUUUCUCGAAAUAAAGAGAUUCAGCAGUCUCUGUUGUCGCCGCAUAAGUCGGGGAAUGUGUCGGCAGAGUCGGAGAAUGGUGGGUUGUUACCUUUUGGUGUUGAGUACGGUUUUGAUAGGUGUAGGAAGGUGGAUCAGAAAUCUUCUGAGAGGAAAACAAUUGAAUGGAAACCCAGAUCGAACAAAUUCUUGUUUGCAAUAUGCUUGUCUGGCCAGAUGAGUAAUCAUCUGAUUUGCUUGGAGAAGCAUAUGUUUUUUGCUGCUUUGUUGAACCGAGUUUUAGUUAUCCCCAGCUCCAAAUUUGAUUAUCAGUAUAGUAGGGUGUUGGAUAUUGAGCACAUAAAUGAGUGUCUGGGGAGAAAGCUUGUUAUUUCCUUUGAUGAAUUUGCGGAGAUCAAGAAAGAUCACAUGCACAUUGAUAAGUUCAUUUGUUACUUCUCAUUGCCUGAGCUUUGUUAUGUGGAUGAAGAGCAUCUCAAAAAGUUAAAGGGGUUGGGGAUUUCUAUGGGGGAUAAGCUAGAGUCCCCUUGGGUUGAGGAUAUUAAGAAGCCAAGUAAACGGACGGUUCAAGAUGUUCAGGCCAAGUUUUCAUCUGAUGCUGAUGUUAUCGCGGUAGGAGAUGUAUUUUUUGCGGAUGUGGAGAAAGAGUGGGUAAUGCAGCCUGGUGGUCCGAUUGCCCAUAAAUGCAAGACUUUGAUUGAACCUAGUCGCCUUAUUUUGACAACUGCACAACGUUUUAUACAAACGUUCUUGGGAAAGAACUACAUAGCUCUUCAUUUCCGGCGGCAUGGAUUUUUGAAAUUCUGCAACCUCAAGAAUCGAAGCUGCUUUUACCCAAUUCCCCAGGCUGCCGAUUGCAUCACAAAGGUGGUUGAAAGGGUCAAUGCCCCUGUUAUAUAUCUCUCUACAGAUGCAGCAGAAAGUGAAACUGGCUUGUUGCAAUCGUUAGUUGUGCUUAACGGGAAGACUGUUCCACUCGUUAAACGGCCAGCUCGUAAUUCAGCUGAAAAAUGGGAUGCUUUGUUAUACAGACAUGGAAUUGAGGGAGAUUCUCAGGUGGAAGCCAUGCUGGACAAGACAAUCUGUGCUAUGUCUAGUGUGUUCAUUGGAACCUCUGGAUCCACUUUCACAGAUGACAUUUUGCGGCUCCGCAAGGACUGGGGAUCAGCGUCUGUUUGUGAUGAGUAUCUCUGCCAAGGUGAAGAGCCAAACUUCAUAGCAGAAAAUGAAUGAAGACAACAGGUUGUCACAUUAUGUUACUUAAGCUGCUUUCUCUGCACUUGGUAGGAGUUUGCAGGGACGGAUAGACAUUUGCUCUGUACCAAAAUUUAGUGUCACCAUGAUAGUGUAUAUUAGCAUUUGCAGUUUUGCAUACGAGUUUUGUGAAGCCAUGUCCUGGUUGAGAAUGAUUGCCAAGAUGGCUUUUAGGAUAGGUGCUUGGAGUUGGAGGUGGUGGUUAAAGUUCUCAUUUCAGCAGGGGACUAUUUGUUAGCUACUUCAAAUUCAAUUUAUAAAUUCAUUUUGCAAUAUGUUUGUUUUUUUACUCC